Molecule: messenger RNA, 4831 nt
Organism: Monodelphis domestica (gray short-tailed opossum)
Lineage: Eukaryota; Metazoa; Chordata; Mammalia; Didelphimorphia; Didelphidae
Gene: CDH8
Product: cadherin 8
Biological process (GO): cell-cell adhesion mediated by cadherin; homophilic cell-cell adhesion; adherens junction organization
Cellular component (GO): synaptic cleft; plasma membrane; catenin complex
Molecular function (GO): calcium ion binding; cadherin binding; beta-catenin binding
Source: RefSeq, a predicted model, not a curated record
ACAGUUACAUUUGGCAGGCAGGAAGGCAGGCAGGCAGGCCCGCGCGCUGGAACGCUCAGACCCUGAAUUAGUGGAUUUAUUUGGAAUAUCCCCGCUUCCUUGGAGCUCUGCUGCCGCGGCCGCCGCCACUGAUUUGUGCAAAGGGAGAAAUACUAACUGCACUUUACUCUGCGGGCUCAGCAACCUGAGAGUGGAAGUACCCAGCCUCUCCUCCAACAUCAUCAGCAUCAAAAGGCAUGAGAGAAAUCCGGAGGAGUCUGAUGAUCCUUCAGGGGCUGGACAAUAUUCUCCUCUCUCGGAAGUCGACCCAGCGCGUCCAUUUGUGAACUGGGUGUCAUCAGUCAUCUCGGGUCCCUGUAAGACUCAGCCUCAAUUCUUGAAAGUCAAGUUCUUCUUUGCUAUGAUGGUAUGUGUGGGAAUGAGGUCACAUCAGCUAGCAAUGCAAUUCCCUCAAGUACUCGAAAUAAUGCAGAUGGGAGAGAUACUGUCACUGAUGGAGUCCCAAAUGUGACAGCACUUACACUGAGUAAAUACUAUUGAAAUGAUUGCCCCAACUUAUUAAAGGAUUCCAAUGAGCCAAGGGACAUGUGCUCUCAUUGGAGUGCAAGCAAACUAGCCGUGUGUUGUUGGGAGUCUUCAAUGACCAGGAAAUCUGAUGGAUUGUGGUCCUCUACUCUGAGCUGUUUUUAUUCAUGUUUCCUGUGCCAUAAACGCCUGGUGGAACUGUAAAUGAAUGUUUGGUACCACAUGAUGAAUUGGAUGUCCAAAGGCUGGAGGCAGGCAAAAUAACUGUUUCAUUUCUGUGGUAAUUUGCUUAACUGGGGGUACAAUGCCAGAACGCCUAGCAGAAAUGCUCUUGGAUCUCUGGACUCCAUUAAUAAUCUUGUGGAUUACUGUUCUCCCAUAUAUUUAUAUGGCUCCAAUGGCCCCAUCUCAGGUUUUACCAAGUGGAUCCAGUUUGGGACUAAAUGGGUUGAGUGAAGAACAGCGAGUUUUGAACCGCUCCAAAAGAGGCUGGGUUUGGAAUCAAAUGUUUGUCCUGGAAGAAUUUUCUGGACCUGAACCAAUACUAGUUGGCCGGCUCCACACUGACUUGGAUCCUGGAAGCAAAAAAAUCAAGUAUAUUCUAUCGGGAGAUGGAGCUGGGACUAUCUUUCAGAUCAAUGACAUAACAGGAGAUAUUCAUGCUAUAAAAAGACUUGACCGUGAGGAAAAGGCUGAAUACACGCUAACAGCUCAAGCAGUCGAUUGGGAGACAAACAAACCUCUGGAGCCUCCUUCCGAAUUCAUUAUUAAAGUUCAAGACAUCAAUGACAAUGCACCUGAGUUUCUUAAUGGACCAUAUCAUGCUACCGUUCCAGAGAUGUCCAUUUUGGGUACAUCUGUAACCAAUGUCACGGCUACUGAUGCUGAUGAUCCUGUUUAUGGAAACAGUGCAAAGUUGGUGUAUAGUAUCUUGGAAGGGCAGCCGUACUUUUCCAUUGAACCAGAAACAGCUAUUAUUAAAACAGCUCUUCCCAACAUGGACAGAGAAGCAAAAGAGGAAUACCUGGUGGUUAUCCAAGCCAAAGAUAUGGGUGGGCACUCAGGAGGUUUGUCUGGGACCACGACUCUCACCGUUACACUAACUGAUGUCAAUGACAAUCCUCCAAAGUUUGCACAGAGUUUGUACCACUUCUCAGUCCCUGAAGAUGUUGUUCUUGGUACUGCGAUAGGAAGAGUGAAAGCAAAUGACCAGGAUAUUGGAGAGAAUGCCAGGUCAUCUUAUGACAUCAUUGAUGGCGAUGGGACUGCUCUGUUUGAAAUCACUUCAGACGCCCAAGCCCAAGAUGGCAUUAUUAGGCUGAGAAAGCCCCUGGACUUUGAGACCAAAAAAUCCUAUACGCUGAAGGUAGAAGCAGCCAAUGUUCAUAUUGAUCCUCGCUUCAGCAGCAGGGGACCGUUCAAGGAUACAGCUACAGUAAAAAUUGUAGUGGAGGAUGCUGACGAGCCCCCUGUCUUCUCAUCACCUACUUAUCUUCUGGAAGUCCAUGAAAAUGCUGCCAUUAACUCUGUGAUUGGUCAGGUGACUGCCCGUGACCCUGAUGUCUCUUCCAGUCCAAUAAGGUUUUCCAUUGAUCGGCACACUGACCUUGAGAGACAGUUCAACAUUAAUGCAGAAGAUGGGAGGAUAACAUUGGCAACACCCCUCGACCGAGAGACGAGUAUGUGGCACAACAUAACGAUCAUAGCUACUGAAAUUAGGAACCACAGUCAAAUAUCUCGAGUACCUGUUGCAAUUAAAGUGCUGGAUGUCAAUGACAACGCCCCCGAAUUCGCAUCCGAAUAUGAGGCAUUUUUAUGUGAGAAUGGAAAACCUGGCCAAGUGAUCCAAACAGUCAGCGCCAUAGACAAAGAUGAUCCCAAAACUGGACAUUUUUUCCUAUAUAGCCUUCUUCCUGAAAUGGCCAACAACCCAAAUUUCACCAUCAAAAAAAAUGAAGAUAAUUCUCUCAGCAUUUUGGCAAAACAUAGUGGAUUCAAUCGCCAGAAGCAAGAAGUCUAUCUUUUACCAAUCAUAAUCAGUGAUAGUGGCAACCCUCCCCUGAGUAGCACCAGCACUCUGACCAUUCGAGUCUGUGGUUGCAGCAGUGACGGUGUUGUCCAGUCAUGUAAUGUUGAAGCUUAUGUCCUUCCAAUUGGACUCAGUAUGGGAGCACUGAUAGCUAUACUAGCAUGCAUCAUUUUACUACUAGUCAUUGUGGUGUUAUUUGUAACCCUGAGACGACAUAAGAAUGAGCCCCUGAUUAUUAAAGAUGAUGAAGACGUAAGAGAAAAUAUCAUCCGUUAUGAUGAUGAAGGAGGAGGAGAAGAGGAUACCGAAGCUUUUGAUAUCGCAACUUUACAGAAUCCAGAUGGGAUAAAUGGAUUUUUGCCUCGGAAGGAUAUAAAACCUGAUCUGCAAUUUAUGCCCAGGCAAGGGCUUGCACCUGUUCCCAAUGGUGUGGAUGUUGAUGAAUUUAUUAACGUGAGGCUCCAUGAGGCUGAUAAUGAUCCCACAGCUCCACCUUAUGACUCCAUUCAGAUUUAUGGCUAUGAAGGCCGAGGCUCGGUGGCUGGGUCUCUCAGUUCCCUGGAGUCCUCCACAUCAGACUCAGAUCAGAAUUUUGACUACCUCAGUGAAUGGGGUCCUCGUUUUAAAAGACUUGGAGAACUCUACUCAGUUGGAGAAAGUGACAAAGAAACUUGACAGUGGAUCAUAAACUUCUGAAUGAAACUGAAAACUCGUGUAAUAUUCUAGGGCCAUCCCUGUUAGUUACAACCAAUGUGGUCAUUUGUUUUAGAGGCAAGUUUAGCGCCAGUCAUCUAUGAAAUCAACUACAUUGUAAUGUUGAACCAAAAAAACAAUACAAAAGUAUAUGUUAGGAGGUUUAUAAGUCUUGUGGAGUGUGAAGUAAAGUAUGUGGAGUGUCUAGAAGUCUUUGAAUAUUUGGUACUCACUUGACCACCAUGGACAUGGAGACUGGGAUCUUGGUUAAUCUUCAAUGUAAGGAAUAGAGGAAAAAUCAAAACAAAUGGUGCUUUUGUAGAGAAAUGGACCUGCAGGGAUUUUGCUGCUGAAUAGUAUCAUCUGCCAGGGUGUAUAAAGUAACAUGUUUUUUCCUCAAUGCCAACAAAGAUCCCACCACCAAAAUUUUUAAAGCAAUACUUGGUCUUCUGUACAAUGCUAGCUAUGAGGAGCAUUGUUAAGACCUACUAGCUUCUACUGUGCAGUGACCAUCCAAUUGUAUAUAAUUGUUGGCCCAAUAACCACAGACUACUUCUCAUCUUUAAAUAUUGUGUCGAGCCUUAAAAUAUUCACAUGUUCUUAAUUCAUUCCAGGGAAGGGUGGGGGGAAAGGGUGCACAUUCAUCGAUGGGAGAAGAGAAAUCCCAUUAAAAUAGGUUUGUUUCUAGAAGAAGGAUUACUCUUAUCUUCCACUUCAUCAUCUUCCACAAGGACACAAAAUGAACUGUAUCACAGGAUGGAUGGACUAUAUGAGAUGGUUGGUUUUAUCACUAAUGAGUGAAUUUAUUUGUUUAAUCCUUGAAAUAAAUAUUUUAUUGAUGUCCAUUACUGCUUUUAUUUAUUAAGGUUGGUAAUCUAUAGAUUAAGGGAAUAUAUGAAAAAAAACAAAAUUAUAUCCAUUAAUAAUCCUUUAGAUUGUUUUCUAUAUAUAUAAAAUGAAUGUUUAAUAUAUGUACAUUUUGAUGAGCAGAUAAGGCUGAUUACAGAUGAUGUAUUUAAAAAAAGGGAAGCUAACAGUCUCCUUUGAGUAGUUGAGCUUUAUGUGACUGAUAAGGGCAGGAAUAACAUUUUCCCAGAGAAACUUUUGAACAGUUUUCUAUUUUGUUCAUAACUCUAGUAUUUGGUGUUUUUACUACAAGCACAAACAUCUGGAAAUAUACUGGUUCAUGUGAAUAUUUAAACCCUAGCCUUUUAGAAGCCCACACAUUACACAAUAAAGUAAAACAUGCUUAUAGUUCUCCAAUGUAUUAGAGAAGGAACCAGUUUGUACAUAACUUUACUACUUAUGUUAUUAGCAUUUCUUUAUCUAAUGUUCAUGGUUAUGCACAGGGGCUUUUGCACUCCAAGACAAGGCAGCACUAGAAGCUGUGAGCAUACUCAAUUUGUAAUGCAAACUUGCCAUUUAGAAGUAGAGAUUAUAUAAUAAAAUUUAAGUAUUACAUGCAAAUCAUUUUAAUUUUCUACUUUGCUUUGAUGCUAUAUUGUUUGUUUAUUUACUCCAUGUAUUGUAUCAAGAGAAACUCCUGUAUUGUUUCCUACUUUGUGAAAUAUAUUUUUAUAAAUA